Molecule: messenger RNA, 4947 nt
Organism: Penicillium daleae
Lineage: Eukaryota; Fungi; Ascomycota; Eurotiomycetes; Eurotiales; Aspergillaceae
Exons: 3
Coding region: 1-4947 (1648 amino acids)
Biological process (GO): regulatory ncRNA-mediated heterochromatin formation
Cellular component (GO): nuclear RNA-directed RNA polymerase complex
Molecular function (GO): metal ion binding; helicase activity
Source: RefSeq, a predicted model, not a curated record
AUGACUCACCGCGGAAAUUGGCGAUCUCGGGGCAAUAUGAGCAACGGAGGAGGACCCACCAGCUUCAGAAAGCGCAAUCAGACGGAAACAUUCUGUGUGCACUUUCAACGUGGCAGGUGCCACUACGGUGAGAGGUGCAGAUUCUCGCACGAUGCGAAUAAGGCUGCCGACUUCAAGUCAAACCCGGCUGCAUACCAUCCCACAACCCAUGAUCUGGACGCUCGGAAUCAAUACUUCGACUGGAAGAGACUUCUUAGAAAUGGGAUUUUAGGGUCUGGAUAUUCUCGAAGGGAACAUGAAGAGAUCGUUCAAUUCUGGAACGGGGCUCUUGAAAUUCUUGAAAGCGACAGCAGAGAGAAUCAUCAAUUCCUCGCCAAAGAUCUUGUGGACGAUAAUCUUCAUGGAUAUGAUUUUAUCAUUGCAACUGCGGAUGCAGACAAUCCAGAGGGAGUGCGACCUAUUCCAACUUACGACGAGCCAUUUCUUAAAGUCAUUACCCAUACUUCUCUCUUGAACUGUCUUUCUGUCGAUUCAUUUGUUGGCACUCUGUACACAUCCUUUGGUGGAACGAAUGGAGAUCGAGCAAUCAGAUAUCUGAAAAGUGUCUGCCGGAGCCUGAUGAGUAAAGGCGAAGAGACCAACGAAAAUGUACCAGUCAUCUCUCUGGACAUGAUGAAGUUACUGUUGAAUACCCUGUACCAACUUUUGUCAAGAGUCCGACGCGCUCGAUUCCACGAUGAAAUUCCCACACUGAUCGACCUAAUUCGCGAAGUGGGCUCCCAAAUCACUGAAACAUGCUCGAAGGCCGACAUUGACGGACUUGAAAGCAGACUAGAAGUCAUGCAGAGCCUUAUUGCUAGCGCAAACCGCAGUCUUUUUACACCCAGGCCGCAUGAGGAAAAUCCCCAGGAGAGUAGAUCAGCCCUUUCGUCUUUUCCGCUGGAUAUGCAAACACCUGGUGGGAGACACGACAACGACCUUGCAGAAAUCUCUCAAGUUCAGAUCCUUCCUACCCAUGGAGAGAUUGUCAGCGGCAAUUCAGAAUAUCUACCCUCUACGAACUUCCUUCAGCCGCACUUUCUCCCCGAUCCUUUGCAAAGAUACAUUGACUCAACAUUCCGACUCCUGCGCCAUGAUAUCUUCGGCUCAGCCAAAGAUGUCCUUCGAGAUCUGCUGCAGCAGAAUGAUUUGACACGAUUUUCAUAUUUCUCAAGCAAAGAUAGCGGGGCACAUCUCUAUCUGGGAGCACAGGUCCUCCAAAUGUUUAUCAAUGAGAGAAAGGAGCUCGAAGCGACCGUGUCCUUUGCUACUCCACCACAAGUACGUACAAAGACAUCCAACGAGCAAUGCAGAUGGUGGCAAGACUCCAAUCGACUAGAGGAAGGAAGCCUAGUGUGUUUCAUGACGUCCCAAGAAACUCACAGGAGGCUUAUUUUCCUCGAGGUCACUGUCAAGAAUGCUUCCAAGGACCGAGCGCACCAGAACAAGAGUAGUCUUGUUUCUGAUAGGUUUCCACCUAGUAUUACGGUCAAGCUUGCGGCAUGCCUACAACAAGAACUGAUGCUCCUCGCCCAGCUUUACAGCAAGAAGCUUACCGGUAUUCUGGUCGACUUCCAUGGCUUGAUCCCUGCCACGUUUGCCCCUAUCCUGAAAAACCUUCAGCGAAUCCAACGCGAAGGAGAGUUGGCAUUCCAAAAAUGGAUCUUGCCAGGCCGUAAGGAUGAUGAAGAUGCCAGCAUACCCCCACCGGCAUACGCGCGCAAACCAGGAUUUGUCUUUCCCUUGACUUCGAUCACAAUUGUUGGAGCCGAAAAGAUUGCAUUGGACCCGAGUACCCCUGGGUCUAUUGACCUAUUGAAGCUGCAAACUCAGACUGGUCUCGACCACGGCCAGUGUCAGGGACUUAUCGCGGCUCUCACACGAGAGUAUGCCCUCAUCCAAGGCCCACCGGGCACCGGAAAGUCCUACCUGGGUGUCAAGCUUGUUCAAGUUCUCCUUGAGAUCAAUGAAAAGGCAAAGCUAGGCCCAAUUCUUGUGAUCUGCUAUACCAACCAUGCCUUGGACCAGUUCUUAAAGCAUCUUCUUGAUGUUGGUAUCCAGAAAAUCAUACGCAUUGGUGGCCGCAGUCAGGCCACUGAGCUUGAAGGCAAGAACCUUCGCGUUGUCAGUCAAAGCAUUGGGAAGACGAGGGUAGAGUCGCAAACCCUCGGCAUGUCCUAUGGGAGACUUGAGGACUGCAUGAAGAACGCUGGAUAUGCAAUGAAACCUCUACACCAGUCUCAAAAGGGCCUGUCUUGGGCCGCGAUGGAGCAUUUUUUGCGCCGAAAAUGGCCCAUUGUACAUAAACAACUGGAGCGACCAGACACGGAAGGAUUCACAACUGUCACUGAUGAUAAAUUACUAAGCUGGCUUGGAGUCAAAUCGAUGACAACCCAAAAAGGCCAGAAUGAGAGUGAAGUUGACGAUGUGCGCUUGGAAGGCCUCACUCGCUCUGCGAAUGAAAAUAUUCACAGUCUCUCGAUAACGGAACGCCGGAUUCUUGCAUUGAGCUGGUUCAAGCAGUGGCAGGAAAUCGAAACCGCUUCGCUUUUCGAGGCUCUUGAUCGCGCUGCAAAUCUUCGCGGGGACAUAAAUGCAGUUCAUGAAGAGGUCAACCGCCGAGCCUUGAUUCAAGCAGAUGUAGUAGGAAUCACGACCACAGCCCUUGCACGCCAUAUCGAGACACUGCGACGAGUAGGAACAAAGGUCAUUAUAUGCGAGGAAGCAGCUGAGGUGAUGGAAGCCCACGUCAUCUCAGCCCUCAUGCCAGGAGUUGAACACUUCAUUCAGAUUGGGGAUCAUCGACAGUUGCGACCACAGAUUCAAAAUCAUUCACUUAGUCUUGAAACAUCCACAGGAAAGACUUGGCAGCUAGACAGAAGCCAGUUUGAGAGACGCGCUGUCGGUGAGCCAGGUCUCAAGCCAGCCCCUAUUGCACAACUCAAUGUACAGCGACGAAUGAGACCUGAGAUCUCGCAACUUAUCAGGAGCGUCUAUCCAAAACUGGAGGAUCACGAAAGCGUGGUGGAUCUGCCCAAUGUUGUUGGAAUGCGGAACAACCUCUUUUGGCUGGACCAUCGAUGCGAUGAAGAUUCAAGGGAUGACGGCAGCCGUGUGAAGUCUCAUAGCAACCAGUGGGAGGUCGAUAUGGCUACUGCUCUUGUUCGGCAUCUUGUUCGGCAGGGAGAGUACAAGAGCACGGAUGUUGCCCUCUUGACGCCCUAUACCGGGCAGCUGCGGAAGCUCAGAGCAUCGCUAUCCAAUGAUUUCGAAGUUUGUCUCAGCGAGCGGGACUUGGAGACUUUGGCCGUGGAUGGGCUUGAGAAGUUUGAUGAAUAUCCCGAAUCAAACGGUCGCAAGUCACUCGAGAAGAAGACGUUGCUGCAGACGCUCCGCCUUGCUACCGUCGACAACUUCCAAGGCGAGGAGGCAAAGGUGAUCGUUGUCUCCCUAGUCCGCAGCAACUCAAAGCGCAAGGUUGGCUUCCUACGCACCGAAAACCGCAUCAACGUGCUCCUCAGUCGAGCUCAGCACGGCAUGUAUCUCAUUGGAAAUACUGAAACAUACCUCAAUGUCCCAAUGUGGGCCGAUGUCCACUCUCAGCUCUCCCGUGCGAAUGCAGUCGGCACAGAGUUGGCUCUCUGCUGUCCUCGCCACCCGGACACGCCCAUUCUCUGUUAUGAACCCCACGACUUUGAGAGGAAGAGCCCUGAAGGUGGGUGCAGUCUCCCGUGUACCCGUCGACUCGAGCCAUGUGGUCAUCAAUGCCAGGCCAAGUGCCAUUCAGCGGUCAUGCACGAUGGCUUUGCAUGUGGGAAACCUUGCCCACGCAUCCGAUCAACCUGUGAGCACGAAUGUCCCAAGCUUUGUGGUGAAGAUUGUGGUCCUUGCAUGGCAAAGAUUCAAGACCCAAUUCGCCAGUUUGUGACAAAACGUUACAAUCGUGUUAUCAACCGCGCCGUUAUGGAUGAGACUUGGAAACGGUUCCUUAUCAAGGGUCGCACAGACCUUGAAGGCCUUGAAUCGCGUCUGAAUGACAUUGAAGACAAGCUCAACUCUAAGCGAGCCGCUGUGGAGGUGGGGGGCACUAAAUCACAGCUUGAAGCACGAUAUGCAGUCUGUGCACGCCUCGCGAGGGAGGCUUUAGCUCUCAGCAAAGCCAUGGAGGUCGAGAAUCAGCCGAUGAAACGGCUCAUGGAUGCGAUUGCCAUCUACCAGAAGUCAUCAGGGGACGAAGUAGCCUCCCUCUCAGCCCGAAUGGAGGCGAUGAAUAUGACAACACGAGAAUCCGACAACCAAAUUACCCUCGGCGCACGGUUAAUUUACAUCAAGUCCAAGGAAGUCAUGCUUAGCGAUGCCUUUAGAGUGAUAGAUUCAAGCGGAAAUUCUGCAACACUACCACGGCUAAGCCUCGCCAAACCAUCAUCAACCUUGAUUCGAGUUCUGAAGGAUUGCCAAGGCUUGAUAACUCGAGCCAAUGAAGGAAAUUUCUCCCGCAUCGUCAUUACGGCGACCGUCUCGUUCGCCAAAAUCGCCCAGCUGGACGCGUGGUAUCACCGCUCUCAUCCAGGAGAAACAACAAGCGAUCUACAUCUCAAAGAAACAACGGGUCUAGAAAAGCUCGAAGAUCGCUUUCAAACCACCCGCGAUCUCCUCGCCGCUGCGUUGAAACUAUGCGACGAACUGAGGAACUGUCCUGAGCUCCAACAAAAGGUCCAGGAGAUGGUCCGCCUCUAUGAGGGAACACGAUACGAAAGAGUCACUUUAGAAGAACUUCAAUCAAUCAAGACGGCCAUGGUCAGUGGGCGAGGAGGAAUCGCGACUCACUCUGGGCACUGGUACAAUUGCGUCAACGGACAUCUGGUGAAUAAAUUUCCCAUUCCUCGAAUUGUCCCAAGUUACCUUUGA